AUGUUUGACAAGAAUGGAUACGCCGAGGAAGCUCAUAGACAUAACAAGGCAAUGGAGAACCUAACAGCUGAAAGAGAAAAGUACCUUGAAGAGGUCACUGAUAGGAGAAAUAGGAUAGCUCAACUAAGGGAAAAACUAAUUGAUGCAAAUAGGGAUAUUAAGUCAACAAACCAGUUAUUAGAACUCGCUAGAAGAAUCAAUGAGUUAACACGUAAGGCUAUGCCAAGGAAGCCGCAAUUAAGUAAUCACUACAAACCUAGCUCUGAGAUGGAAGAAUAUAUGACAAUAUUUGGUUUAGUUGCAGGUGGAGCAAUGGGUGGGUUAGCUUAUUUAAUUCUAUAG
Messenger RNA from Paramuricea clavata, 342 nucleotides. NCBI's taxonomy places the organism in Eukaryota, Metazoa, Cnidaria, Anthozoa, Malacalcyonacea, Plexauridae. The record is from the annotation of a GenBank genome assembly.